Messenger RNA from Pistacia vera, 1352 nucleotides. RefSeq names its product WAT1-related protein At1g43650-like. The transcript is spliced from 6 exons. The record is from RefSeq and is a predicted model, not a curated record. NCBI's taxonomy places the organism in Eukaryota, Viridiplantae, Streptophyta, Magnoliopsida, Sapindales, Anacardiaceae. Gene Ontology annotation, cellular component: plasma membrane. Gene Ontology annotation, molecular function: transmembrane transporter activity. Bases 14 to 1105 code for a protein of 363 amino acids.
UCAGUGCACAACCAUGGAAAAAUGUGGACCUUACAUUGCAAUGGUACUUGUACAAUUAGCUUAUGGUGGAUCAAAUAUCCUCAUCAAAAUUGCCCUGGAGAGGGGACUCAAUCAAUUCGUCUUUGUGGUUUACCGCCAUAUAAUUGCCAUGUUUUUGUUAGGCCCCUUAGCUUAUAUGCUGGAAAGGAAACAGCGCCCGGUGCUCUCAUUUUCAGUGAUGGUGAAGAUUUUUGUGCUUGCAUCACUUGGGACUACCAUCCAUCUUAAUGUUUAUUAUGCUGGUUUAGUCUACACUUCUCCAACAGUGGCAAGUGCGUUGAGUAAUGUUAUCCCCAGUUUGACAUUUCUCAUGGCCUUUCUGCUUGGGAUGGAGAAAGUGAAGAUUACAAGUGCUAGAGGUAGUGCAAAGGUUUUGGGUACGAUUAUUUGCAUUGGCGGAUCACUAAUAUUUACCUUCUGGAAAGGAGACUACCAAUUGAAAAGCUUUAUGCACAGGCCCCUCAUUAACGUGUAUACCGCCAAAAAUCCUGUUGCCACGGAAAGCUGGAUCAAAGGUUCAGCUCUUAUUCUAAUCAGUUACAUUGCUUGGAGUGGGUGGCUAAUCCUCCAGGCUAAGGUCUUCGAAGACUACCCAGCUCGGCUAUCACUCAACACUCUCAUUUGCUUCUUUGCGUCACUGCAAUCAUCUUUCCUUGCCCUGUUCUUCGGAAGAAAUCCAAGCUUAUGGAAGCUGGAGUGGGAUGUACAACUUUUAACCAUCAUCUAUUGUGGAGUCAUAAUCUCAGCAUUAGUGUACUAUCUACAAACAUGGUGUAUCAGCAAAAAGGGGCCAGUUUUUGCAGCAAUGUUCAGUCCACUACUACUAGUUAUUGUGGGAAUAUUCUCGGCAGUUGCUUUUGCAGAGAGACUUCACUUGGGCAGCUUGAUGGGCACAUUUCUUAUAAUUGUGGGGCUUUACUGUGUACUAUGGGGCAAAAGGGCAGAUAGUAAUGUUUCUCAAUCUCAAUCUCAAGCUCAACAAGAGGAUGAUGGAAAAGACUUCGGCCACAAUAGUAACAUUUUAGAGAUUUCCACCACUAAUGAAAGUUAUGCAUGUCAGAAGUGAAUGAUUCUAGUGAAACUAUCCAGCCGCUAUUGGCUCACCAAUUGCAUAACAAUGCAUCUAAUUCAAGACAGUGAUAAUUAGGUCAACUGGAACAGUAGUUCCCAGUUUCAGUUUGGCAAUCAGUAAACAGUAAGAAACUGUCACUCGUUCCACUGAAAUAACUUAAGAAAGGCAGCUGUAAAAGCAAAGCAAAUACUCUUUUAAUUUUUUUCACAUUUAUACUCAUUUGGUUUAUACCUACCAGGCU